Arachis stenosperma is the source of this 1230-nucleotide messenger RNA. RefSeq lists its product as uncharacterized. The transcript is spliced from 2 exons. The record is from RefSeq and is a predicted model, not a curated record. NCBI's taxonomy places the organism in Eukaryota, Viridiplantae, Streptophyta, Magnoliopsida, Fabales, Fabaceae. The coding region runs from base 1 to 1230 and encodes 409 amino acids.
AUGACAGGUAGAAGGGGAGAAACUUCGUCGUCUUUUGAUAGUGAACCUGAGAGGACCUUCCUUAGAUUAAGGAGGGAAGCUAGAGGUAAAGGCAUAAUUGGAGAGGAGCCAGUAAAAGAAGAUUUAACAACCACCAUGGAUGACGAGGUGCACGACAAUGUUGGAGGAGGUGCUGGCAAUCAAGUUGGGCAAGAGAGGCGAGUCUUAGGCUCCUACAUCAACCCAAAUCCAGGAAAUUGUGGCAGCAACAUCCUCAAGUCAAUAAUUCAUGCUAACAAUUUUGAGUUGAAACCUCAACUCAUCACACUAGUCCAAAAUAACUGUUCAUAUGGAGGAGGUGCCCAAGAAGAUCCAAAUCAACAUCUCAAUACAUUCUUGAGGAUAUGUGAUACUGUAAAGUCCAAUGAGAUCAGAGGUAACUUUGAGAGAGUAGAGGCAGCAAUAGCACAGCUAUCAUCACAGCUCACAGGGGCUAUUUCCACCCUUUUGGAGAGACAAGCACAAGCUGAAAGGAAGAUAGAUGCCAACCAAGAAAAGGCAAUCCCAAGCCAGGAGAACCAUAAAGAAGAAGCUGCAGAAAAACCUGAAAAUAAGAAGAAAGAAGAGACUCCUGGGCCAUCUUUACCAAAGCUAAUCUUGAAGCCUUAUGUGCCAAAAGCACCAUAUCCACAAAGGCUAAGGAAGGAUGGAAAGGAUGGCCAGUUUUUUACAUUCUUGGAGAUCUUCAAAAAGCUCCAAAUCAAUAUACCAUUUGCUGAAGUACUAGAGCAAAUGCCCCUCUAUGCCAAGUUCUUGAAGGAACUCAUGACAAGAAAAAGAAAUAGGGGAGAAAAGGAGACUGUAGUGCUAACUGAGGAGUGUAGUGCCAUCAUACAAAAGAAACUCCCCCAGAAAAUGAAAGACCCAGGGAGUUUCCAAAUCCCCUGCAUCAUAGGGGAUAUCAAUAUUGAGAAGGCCUUAUGCGACUUGGGAGCUAGCAUCAAUCUCAUGUCCUUGAACAUGAUGAGAAGGAUGAGAAUUGAGGAAGCCAAACCAACAAGAAUGGCACUCCAACUGGCUGACAGAACAUUCAAGUUUCCACAUGGAGUAGUGGAAGAUUUAUUGAUGAAAGUGGGAGAAUUCAUUUUCCCAGCUGACUUUGUUGUGCUGGAUAUGGAAAAAGAGACUAACACUUUAAUUAUCCUAGGAAGGCCAUUCCUAGCUACUGCUGGAGCCAUCAUUGAUGUGUAA